Messenger RNA from Amoebophrya sp. A120, 3841 nucleotides. The record is from the annotation of a GenBank genome assembly. Lineage: Eukaryota; Dinophyceae; Syndiniales; Amoebophryaceae.
CCUGCGUACUACCACUCGCACUCGAUACCGCCCGAAGAAAUUAGUGCGUGAGUAGCAUAGGUUUUGGUUAAUGAUUCGGCCGAAGAGUUCGAGAUCCCCGGAGAUAAAGGAGAUAGAGCGCCAUCGGCUUCAUGUAGUUGAUGGUGCAGGGAGAUCAGCUGUAACGCGGCAUGCAAAUCAUCACUGGGAGGCACGACGUAAUGGCCUGUCCUCGGGUAUGGAGAAAAUUCGUACCCAGGUAUGGGUGCAAAGAGCAGGCGAUAAUCCGUUCCAAGGGGUUCAUCAGUGUGCACGACCGGGCCUGGUCGUCCGCUGCUGCAGCGGCUUCUUCAAGGAAAGGUUCGCCCGAAGCAAGUGCAAGUUCCUCGUCAUCAAGUUCUAACGGUCGUGGUGCGGUAAGAGCAUCCUCUUCCUCCGCCCACCGUGAUUCUCCUGCAGAUGACUGGCAUUCCGCGCUUUAUGACAGCCGAAAUCCAUUGCGGUCGUACGAAUCAAAGCAGGCUUCGUCGCAGAAAGAGUUCAUCAAACAGAUUCGAAAGUGCCACGGGCUGUACACGGCUGUGUACGAUGAGCUACUGUCGGAUUUGACUGCUCUCGGCACGGCGUCGUCUUUGCAGGAUGAAGUUUCGCGCCGGAAGUCGAUGCUCGCCCAGAGCGUUGCAAGUUCGGCUUCUAGUAGUGCAACGCUACAAGCAGGGGGCACGAACAGCAAUGCAGAAUUGGGCAUAUCCUCCUCUUCGCGGGCCGCGUUACUGGAUUCGUUUCUCGCGAACCUGGUCUUCCCCAAGCACGUGCACAAGUAUUUCGCAAAAGCGGCAAAUGGCGCUAGCCUGUUCCCGAGCGUCAUUUACACGCACCUGGCGGCCGGCCUCGCGGAGUACUGCAUGGAAAAACGGGGAACAAAAAACGUGCAGGAUGCGCUGCGGUUUGUCACCUACUAUCGCUCACCGCUGAUGCUGGAAGAGCUGUACCGGCUGGGCUACAAGAACGACACGGCGCAUCGCCUCAUCGCCAAGGCACACUUCAUGCAGUUUCACGCGGGCAGUCGAGUUCCGUUUCCAGGCAUGAGUGGGACCGAGGAUCCGGACAUUUUCAGCGGCAUGACACGAAAAUUCUAUCCGUGCGACUCGCACGUCAGCACCGGCAGCACCGAUCUCGGCAGAGACUUGGAGAUGCAAACCGCUCGGGCGUUUUGCAUGGGUCUGGAGGGAAAACAGCCGCCCGUAACCGUCAUUGCAAGCGGCGACACGGGGUUCUACACCGAUGGCGCAAUGCACGCCGUGGCGCAUCUCGUGGAAGCGCGCGAGCGCGGGUUCCCGAUGCCCUUGAUUUUCGUCGUCAACGCCAACAAUUCGAGCAUCAGCAGCCGCUUGCACCCGGCUGCCACGGAGAACGAAGACGAUUUCGGCUUGGCAAAAUUACAAGAACGCUUCGCAAGCUACGAAAGUGUCAUUGACAAGGGAUUCGUUUCCUGGGCGCCGGAUGUGCAGGGAGGCAUUGCCACGAUGCAGAAUGCCGUGGACCAGGUUCUGCGGACUGGCCGGCCGACCUACGUGAUAUGCCGCUUUCCCUUUCGGCCAGGGGGGCAUGCAAACGACCAGAAUCCCGCACCGGACGCCGUCGUCUUGGAUCAGUUUGACAAGCUGAAGGAGUGUUUGCUGUCCCAGCUCGCGGACAUUUCCGAGCCAACUGCAACGGGCGCAGACCUCGCAAAAGCCCUGGAAGCCGCGAACGUAUCCAUUGGAAACGAGAUCGAAGCGGCGAUCUGCGGAACGAACGUGCUCACCCGUGCGGAGGCCGUGGAGCUGUCGCAGCCGGGGGCGCUCACCGUUUUUGGAGCUGAGCAAGGCAAAAUUCACGCCCUCUCUUCGGAGUACUUGACAAGCAAAAACCACGCCGAGUUCGCCGGGAUGGGGUCAGACAUUUUUGCGCGCACCAUCAACCAGGAGAUGGACAAGGCCGACAAAAAAAACCGCGCUUGCCGCUACGUCCACCAGGAGAACCACAAAAAGGACAAAAACGCCGACAGCCGGGGCGGGGUGUACGGAGAGCUGAAUCUGAUCGAGGAUAGACACACGGACAAAUUUGUGAACUUUCUCCCGCACGAGUCGCAGGUGAUGCAGGUGGGCGCCGCGAUGCGGUCGGUUCUCCCGGAAAACAAUCUGGUUUUCGUCAAGGGACCGCACACAAUUUUCAACGAGCACGCCCGAGACCACAUGAAGUACGCAGCGUACCGGUACUGCGAUUCCGGCACCCACGGAAACGUGAUCUACAUGUUUGAUGGCGGCUCGAUUGCGUCGUUUGAUGUCCAGGAAAUCGAAAACGCCGACGGGUCAAAAUCCACCCGCGCGCACUGGCUCGCGCGCGUCGGCGAGCACCACAACACGCCGGAGUACUCCUCUUUCGCGUCCGAUGCGAACACCGUGAUGGCUUUGCCGCUCGAUAUGAACGCGUUUCGGGCCAGCAUGCCGGAAAUGGUGCGACUGCACGACUUGGGCCGCAUGGUCAUUUGCGUGGUCCCCACCGCAGCGUUUCAACUUUUGCACGGGAAGUUCCCCCUGGAGGCGCCGGAAACCGUGAUAGGGCUGAACGAUGUGUUGCAAGUCAAGUUUUCCUUCGCAUCAACUGCUGAAAAGCCGAAGAGCAAGCGAAAACUUGUGGUUCUCGCAUGGGGCCCGGAAGCGAAGAUGGCUGCCAAGGUUGUCGAGGAGAAGCAGGUACUAAAGCGAACUUUGUUGAUGUAAGUGUAUGCUAGACUAGUAGACCGAGUGAAAGACAAGUACUUUCAAGUUUCGGAUUUUACAUAUGUGUGCCGAAAUGUCGUAUCACAUCGUUUUCUCCCACUCCGUACAACAUUCAUCAUUUUCAGGUCAACUGCGAUUUCUUCAUCCUCUCAUACAACCGAACGCCAAACGCUCUGGUUGACUACCUGCGCGCCGAACUGCAGAACGAGCAGCCUAUCGACGUUCUCGUCGUCGACGGGAAUCCAAACGCCGGGUUACUUGGCCCGGUCGUGACCGAUUUGAAGCGCAAGCUGCCGUACAGUCGGAACCUCGUUUUUUCCGAAUGCACAAUCCCGAGUGUCUACAUCCCCUACGGCGUCGGCGACUGCCUGCUUCAGGCGGAGGACGUUGUGACCGCAUUGGAGCGAAUCGGAGCAAUCACCGCAGGAGACGUGGGGGACGCGAAAAGGAAAAGUUCUUGGAGGUUUGGCGCUGGUAGCGGAGACUGCGAAGUACAGACGACGUCGACGACGGGGUCUGGUACUGGUACUGACUUGUCGUCCGCUGCUCCUGCAAGCGCAAAAGCAGAAGCAGCAGCAAGCACGACGAGCAGCGCCAACGCAGCUUCCGAAACAAUCGUGGUAAAUGCACCACUCGACGGUGACAAUCUCUACGUAACCUUUGUCAAAAAACCUGGGGACCAAGUAGAAGCGAACGAACUGAUUGCCGAGAUUGAAAGCGACAAGGCGACGAUAGAAAUCAAGGCGCCACGAGCAGGGACAAUAAGCGAAUUCUGCGUUGCAGAGCAAGCUGAGGUCACACUGGCAUCGACGGACCCGCUCUGCAAAAUCAAAACUUGAUGACUUUUUGAACUUUUCUUUUCGGUAAUCUUUUCCAAAUGAAACCUUCACCGUUGCUCGAUGCCCUUUCCGUGGCGAUAGGAUGUCGACUUCGACGGCUAGACUUCGCCUCUGUGUCUGUGUGUAAAAUAGAUUCGACUACUUUUUCAACAAAGUAUACAUAGUAAGUAGUACUAAAUGAAGACACCAGCAAGCUGCAACACACAAUUUGCGAUUGCGCAACAUGAGACCCUGAGCUUCGUGUCCAAGUGUGUCCAC